UUCCGGCCCGCGGGGUCCGAGUCAGUGUCCAGCGGGAACAGGUCGGAUGAGGCCAGUGCGACUCAUGAAGGUGUUCGUCACUUGCAGGAUUUCUCCCGAGGGCAGUGCAGCGCUCGCCCGGGCCACCGACUGCAAGGUGGAGCAAUGGGAUUCAGAUGAGCCCAUCUCCAACAAGGAGCUGGAGCGAGGCGUGGCCGGGGCACAUGGCCUGCUUUGCAUCCUCAGUGAACGCAUAGACAAAAGGCUCCUGGAUAUCGCAGGAGCCAAUCUCAAAGUCAUCAGUACAAUGUCUGUGGGUGUUGACCACUUGGCUUUGGAUGAAAUCAAGAAGCGUGGGAUCCGUGUGGGCUACACCCCAGAUGUCCUGACAGAUGCCACUGCAGAACUCGCUGUCGCCCUGCUGCUCACCACCUGUCGCCGGCUGCCGGAAGCCAUUGAAGAAGUGAAGAAUGGUGGCUGGACCACGUGGAAGCCCCUGUGGAUGUGCGGCUAUGGACUCUCGGGGAGCACCGUCGGCAUCAUCGGGCUGGGACGCAUAGGCCAGGCCAUUGCUCGGCGUCUGAAACCAUUUGGGGUCCAGAGAUUUCUGUACACAGGGCGCCAGCCCAGGCCUCAGGAAGCAGCAGAAUUCCAGGCCGAGUUUGUGUCCGUCCCCCAACUGGCUGCUGAGUCUGAUUUCGUGGUUGUCUCCUGCUCCUUAACGCCUGCAACCAAGGGGCUCUGCACCAAGGACUUCUUCCAGCGGAUGAAGAAAACAGCUGUGUUUGUCAACAUCAGCAGAGGAGAUGUGGUCAACCAGGACGACCUGUACCAGGCCUUGGCCAGCGGUCAGAUUGCAGCUGCUGGACUGGAUGUGACGACCCCGGAACCACUGCCUACGAACCACCCUCUGCUGACCCUGAAGAACUGUGUGAUCCUGCCUCACAUUGGCAGUGCCACCUACAGAACCCGAAACACCAUGUCCAUGUUGGCAGUUAACAACUUGCUGGCCGGCCUGAGAGGGGAGCCAAUGCCCCGUGAACUCAUGCUGUAGCCAGACAGGACACCGGAGGCCAGGCAGGCAAUGCCCAGAUGCUGUCAGGGGUGGCAGGCUUGACCCGGACCCACAGGGCGGGAGCCAAGCCUGGUCUGUACUGAUGCUGCAGAAGGAAGACUGGAGCUGCUGGAUGUGCUUGCCGCUUUCCUGGUUGGAAACCCUGGGGCAGAAAGUGUGUAACUAUUAAAUAAUUCUCUGAGA
Molecule: messenger RNA, 1237 nt
Organism: Artibeus jamaicensis (Jamaican fruit-eating bat)
Lineage: Eukaryota; Metazoa; Chordata; Mammalia; Chiroptera; Phyllostomidae
Gene: GRHPR
Product: glyoxylate and hydroxypyruvate reductase
Exons: 9
Coding region: 47-1033 (328 amino acids)
Cellular component (GO): cytosol
Molecular function (GO): hydroxypyruvate reductase [NAD(P)H] activity; hydroxypyruvate reductase (NADH) activity; glyoxylate reductase (NADPH) activity
Source: RefSeq, a predicted model, not a curated record